GCAAGGAAAUCAAUUUCCGACCAGAGGAUGUCGUCGCUGUCAAGAGCACCGGCCUGCAGAGCACUGGCAACACUGGAGAGUAUGUAGUUCUCCGCAAGUGCCCUGCAGAGUCUGCGGCAAGACUGCGAGUAUCGGAGAAACACUUCGUAGCAGACCACGCCCUGAUGAUGAACAAAGAGCCAUGGUUUAGACACCUCAAGCCAGAGGACUGGUGCCAGCACCUGGGCGUCAUCACAGACGCCGGCAAUGCAGUCGAAGGUAUCAAGGCCGUGGUGACUGGCAACAACCGCUCGCACUUCACUUUGCCUUUGGUGCAGACGGGGACCAGGUGUAUUGCGGGGUAUGUGCAUGCGGCCUAUUCUUCCGAAGAACAAGAACUCAGCAUCGCACAUGUGAAGGUUGACGAGGAGCACAUGGGCCAAGGUCUUGGCGGAAUGCUAAUUGAUGCUGCAGAGCAGCACAGCGAGAGAUGCUUGGCUGCUAGUGAAGAGACGAUUACUUUUUUGGACCCAGCCUUUGCAUUGGCUGGAAAUGUCGGCACACGAUCGGGCGAGAAGAUGUUACGAGAAAGCGGGGUUCCGCAUCGCAUCUGGCAGCGCUGCCAGUUGGGGCAGAAAGACGCAGCAUACAUGGUCGGAAUGGCAGAUUCCUCCUUCCCGGCGCCGGGUUGGGAGGAUUCUCUUUUUCCCGGCGCCGGGUCUCGCUCCCGGCGCCGGGUCUCCCUCCCGGCGCCGGCUCUCCUCCCGGCGCCGGCUGAAGCCUUCCUCCUUUCGCAGUGUGGGGUGGCAACUGCCGCUAAUGCUCUAGGCGUUGCCUGCGUUAGCCUUCUCCGCGGCGUGCCCAGCGCGGGGUCGACUGUGAAAUAUGGCAAAGGGCGUUUCGCAUGCUACAAACCAUGUGAUCAGACGAUUGUUUUUUUUGCAGCGGCACGGCCGGUUGGACAGGAUGCCGAGGCUUUGGCUCUAUGCAAAAUGCUGGUGGAGCGCGGCAUUGACGGCAUUGACAUCAACCAUGGUGAUGUGGCUUGGAGCAACCUCGAAGUCAAGUUACAGGGCCAAUGGCCAAGCUGGAACCCAGUUCCAACGUAUGUGAAAGGAGUGCAGGAAAUGCAUGAAGGUAGAGAGACCAAGUUGCUGCCUAUCCAGUUGGGGAGACGACCUUCCUCAAGCAAACCUGGUGCUUUCAAACACGCUAUUCCCAACAGCAGAAAGCUUCAAUCUCUAGCUGGCUUUCGUCCCUUGCACGUGGCUUCGUCAGCUGCUGUUGCAUGCGAUCGCUUUGUCCUCGUCUCCGGCUAUCCGGGCACCAAGGAGUUAGAUCAAACCGCCCUCUUUUACGCUGCCCGUCAGGGACAUGCGAAUACCAUCAGGUACCUAAUCAGUAAAGGUGCCAAUCCGAACGUGGUGGACAAGAAUGGGGAAACGGCGCAACUGGGCUGCUGGAUGUUCUUUGCCGUCCUCAACAAACGCACGGCUGCGGUAAAGGCGCUGCUGGAAGGAGGCGCGGAAUUCGAUGAUCCAGAGAGGAAGACAGGAAGACAGGAACGCAAGAAGCGACGAAGUUAUGACGAAUCAGGCAUGCUUCCGUUUACAUCCUGCCCAGGGCCCAAGCGCCGACGGACAGCGGUGGAAGAACUGCGGGCUUGGGCUGACGAAUGGCCGAUCAAG
This is a messenger RNA of Cladocopium goreaui, 1667 nucleotides long. Lineage: Eukaryota; Dinophyceae; Suessiales; Symbiodiniaceae. The record is from the annotation of a GenBank genome assembly.